Chrysoperla carnea is the source of this 911-nucleotide messenger RNA. Its product is annotated as ATP-dependent Clp protease proteolytic subunit-like. Gene Ontology annotation, molecular function: serine-type endopeptidase activity; ATPase binding; ATP-dependent peptidase activity. The record is from RefSeq and is a predicted model, not a curated record. The annotation marks the transcript as partial. Gene Ontology annotation, biological process: protein quality control for misfolded or incompletely synthesized proteins. Lineage: Eukaryota; Metazoa; Arthropoda; Insecta; Neuroptera; Chrysopidae. Gene Ontology annotation, cellular component: endopeptidase Clp complex. The transcript is spliced from 3 exons.
GGAUUACCACAAUUAAUUAAACUAAACAUUAAUUAUACAAACAAUUAUAGUUGAAUAUUUGUAAUAUUAGUUAGAAUAAGUUUUUAAUUGAUUUGUUUUAAGUAAAAACUGAUUGUCGAUAAGAUAUCAGAUACCUGACAUUGAUAUAUUGACCUCCCAAAAUGUUUUCUCGUCUCCAAAAAUUACAGGGUGUGUUACGUGUACAAUUCAAUUCAAUAUCAAAAUGUUUACACACAUCGAAUACUUGUAAACAUCCAAUGGUACCGAUAGUUAUCGAACAAACAGGACGUGGUGAACGUGCUUACGAUAUAUAUUCACGAUUACUUCGUGAUCGAAUUGUAUGUCUGAUGGGACCAAUCGACGACAUGAUGAGUUCACUGGUUGUGGCCCAGUUCUUAUUUUUACAAUCCGAAUCCAAUUACAAACCAAUACAUGUGUACAUCAAUUCACCAGGAGGCAGUGUGACCGCUGGUCUUGCCAUUUAUGAUACGAUGCAAUAUAUACUACCACCCGUGUCCACUUGGUGUGUGGGUCAAGCGUGUAGCAUGGCUUCUUUGUUGUUAGCCAGUGGCAGUCCAGGCAUGAGACACGCUUUACCUAAUUCACGUAUAAUGAUACAUCAACCUUCUGGUGGUGUCUCAGGUCAAGCUACUGAUAUUCAAAUUCAAGCUGAAGAAAUAAUAAAAUUAAAGAAACAAUUGAAUGAAUUAUAUGUAAAACAUACAGGUGUGAGUUUGGAGCGGAUUGAAGCAUCGAUGGAACGUGAUAAAUUUAUGUCUCCAAAAGAAGCUAUUGAAUUUGGAUUAAUUGAUCAAAUCUUAGCUCGUCCUGUUCAAAAUCAAGAAGAUACAGACACAGAUACCACUGCAACAGCAGAUACUAAACAAUCAACUAAUAUUAAUAAUAAUAAU